UCCAGACAGACGGAAGACCACCUCCUCCCGCCGCGCACCAUGAUCCAACUCUCGCCCAGCUGUCUGACGUCUCCAAACCGUCGCGGAUUAAAUCAAGUCGCCAGGUCUUGAGAGAAGCUGAGCUUAGAAGUUCACCUUUUUUUUUUUGAAGCGGGACUGUUGACCAGUUUGACUCCCAUCGCGGGCUCUGCCUGUUCUGGUUUGAGGGGGGAGUUGUCCCCUCAGUGCUGAACCACAAGCUCACCUGUAGAAGUCAAAUCAUGCGCUCCCGGGCUGCGCUCCCCCGGUUUACCUCCCUCCUGUUUCUCCUCUUCCUUCCUCUUGUUAUCUCCUCCUCCUCCGCCUCCCAGCCCCAGUGGGUUCUCCAGCGUGUCCCUGUGGUCCUCCCACAGCAGACGGAGGUCCGACCAUCCCCUCACUUCCUGUCUCUGGCACGCUUGGAUGUCAGCUCCCCCUGUGAUCCAGAAUGCCAUAAGAGAGCCCCUCGUCCGAGUUACUGGGACCUGUGGGGCCUCCUGGCCUAUGAGACACUCCACUCUGACGGUCAACUUACUGAAACCACUGUUGGGAUCUAUGGUUACAACCCCAGUUCAAACACAAGCCUGGCCUACUCCUCGGGGUCGUCUGGGAAGUCUGGACGAGCACACAUCAGGAGAAAGCGACAGAUCUUUGGACACGAUGGGCGUUUUAGCAUUGCUGGGCAGAACUUCCUGCUUAAAUAUCCAUUCUCAGUGUCCGUCAAACUGUCUACCGGGUGCUCUGGUACGUUAGUGGGGGACCGUCAUGUUCUCACAGCUGCUCACUGUGUUCAUGAUGGUAAAAACUAUGUGAAAGGAGCCCAGAGGCUUCGGGUUGGGUUUUUGAAAACCAAGCAACGAGACUCACAGCCGUCUUCCUUUUACCCUGCCUCCAACUUCACCAACCAUGUUGAAGGGGGCCCAGCUCCUUACGCCCCACCAACCAACGACAAAAUGAAGUUCCAGUGGAUCAGAGCCAAGCGCACCCAUGUUCCCAAAGGAUGGAUUAAAGGGAAUGCUAAUGACAUUGGGAUGGACUAUGACUAUGCAUUGCUUGAACUCAAGAAACCCCACAAACGCCGCCACAUGAAGUUAGGAGUCAGUCCCCCGGCCCAGAGGCUGCCUGGUCGACGAGUCCACUUCUCAGGAUUUGAUAAUGACCGUCCAGGCCAGCUGGUGUACCGGUUCUGUCGGGCCGGUGAGGAGACUCCAGACCUGCUGUACCAGCACUGUGAUGCACAACCCGGGGCCAGCGGAUCCGGAGUCUACGCCCGGAUGUGGGAUGGGCGGCGCCGGCGCUGGGAGCGGAAGGUGAUAGGUGUGUUUUCUGGGCAUCAGUGGGUGGAGCGACAAGGAGCGUCUCAGGAAUUUAAUGUAGCAGUGAGGAUCACACCUCUCAAAUAUGCUCAGAUCUGCUACUGGAUAAAAGGAAACUUUGUGGACUGCAGAGAGGGUUGAGGAAAAGGUGGAGACGGAGGAUGAGGACACAGGAGUGUAGCUGAAGAAACCACAGGACCACCACGUCCUCAUACAUCAUACUGCAAUACUGGGGCCACGAGAAUCCAAACUUUUCACCCAACUACCUGUAGGACAGAUGCAGCAUCACUGUAAAUAACAAAAUUUGUUUGUUGCCCCCAUGCAAAUAUCAGUAAUGAUACUAAAUUAUGUAAACAGGAUGUGUUCAUUUACUUUUGCUUAGUUUUGCAUCUUCACUCACAUUUCUGAACCGUGUAAAAGUUAGUGGUGUUCGUUUUAAGUGAGAAAAUGUGGUUUCACAGAACAGAAUCGGGUUCGUCUGCUCAGUAUCAAGUUAACUAGAGCCGAGCAGACGUGGACUGAUGUAGAAAAGAUGAUUUUGGAAUACACGACUCAUCACAUUACAAGCUGCAGGACUGGAAAAAAAACAAAAACAAACAAAACAAAUGGUUAAACUAUGCAUCAUAGUCUUUCUUUUUUUUUCUUUUUUUUUUUUUUAAAUUGUGCUAACACUAAAGAUUGCACUGUUAAAAUUCUUGAAGUUUUUCUACUGUAAAUGACUUUUGUGGAUGAAUGUACAAAUCAGCUACCAAAGAUGCUGAGUUUCACUCCAAACUAUCAUGUAUCUCCUGUCAGUGGGCACACUAGUUAUGUAAAGGCAUAAUAUACAGCUGAAUCAAUUGUUUUGGAAUAACAUGUAACUUGUGACACAGAAUGAUAUUAAAUGAUUGCAGAUAACUCUU
Molecule: messenger RNA, 2236 nt
Organism: Scatophagus argus
Lineage: Eukaryota; Metazoa; Chordata; Actinopteri; Scatophagidae
Product: serine protease 23-like
Exons: 2
Coding region: 261-1475 (404 amino acids)
Biological process (GO): proteolysis
Molecular function (GO): serine-type endopeptidase activity
Source: RefSeq, a predicted model, not a curated record